AUGGGCGUCCACGAGGGCCGCGGCUCAGCCACUACCGGCCCUCAUCCGCAACGAGCAACUGCUCAGGAUGAUCUGGUAAUGAAUACCAACAAUAGCAGCAUUGUCUCAAAAAGAAGUGUUGAGCGUCUCUACUACCCGGAUGAGCCCCAUUUCUUCCGCUUCUUCGUCAAGAAAUUCCAGCGCAGAGCUCCGCUUAUCAAUAGGGGCUACCAUCUCAGGCUUCAUGUCAUCGACGUGGCCUUGCGUGACUUUCUAAAGCAGCCCUCAGGAAAGAAAAAGGUCAUCGUGAAUCUCGGCUGCGGAAGUGACGUUGUUCCCUGGCAGUGCUGGACUCGCUACCCAGAGCAUUGCAUCGCAUCCCACGCCGUUUUUGUCGAUGUUGAUUUCCCCGAAUUGGCGAGGCUGAAGCGUCGAACAAUCCUCGAAACACCAGAGCUCGCGUCCCAGCUGUCCCAGGUCCAGGCCGAGGAAGACGGGCCCCUCCCUAGCUUGUUGCUGCGAAGCAGGGACUAUCACCUCGUAGGUUGCGACUUGCGUGACCUGUCCGUGCUGCAGCAGUCCUUGAGCCUCAUCGCAAAUCCCGAGGAGUGCGUCUUCUUCUACAUUGCUGAGGUGUCGAUUACGUACAUGGAGUCUCAUUUCGCAGACGCCUUGAUUCAGUGGGCGAGCACCCUUGGUGAAGCCGAAUUCUUUCUGCUCGAGCAGAUCCUCCCAGACGGCCCUGGCCACCCUUUUGCCCGUACCAUGAUGGAUCAUUUCAACAAGCUCGCAGCGCCCAUCAAGUCAGUGGCUGCCUAUCCAGAUGUGUCUGCACAGCGCGCGCGUUUCUCGGAGAGGGGCUGGUCACAAGUCCGCGCUCAAUCCCUCUGGUCAGCCUGGAAUGAUGAGCAUUUCCUAUCUGCGGAUGACCGGCGAAAGCUGGACGAAAUCGAGCCCUUUGACGAAUGGGAAGAGUUUUGUCUUUUCGCAAGUCACUAUCUUAUCUUACACGCCGCAAAUCAUGGAAAGCAAGACCUGGCCCCCUUUGAGGCCGGUGACACUCCCGAGAUCCCAGGAUUCGUGGCCACCACAACCUAUAAGCCACUCACCGGCCACCACGGCCUCCGUCGAUUUGGCGCAGCCUUGAUCCUGAGCGAUAGACUGGGGAGGAGAUCCAUUCUGAAUUGCAUGGGUCUUGGACCUACCACCCGUCUUCCGUCGUACGACAUCUACAAGCUUCACGGCCCCGGAGGCGGCAUUAGAGCAGACUCCACGGGGCCCUCGAGUCGUAUGUGCCAUUCGACGACAGACCUUGGCGUGCAUGGCUAUCUUAGUGUCGGAGGUCGAAACUCUCCAUCUCGGGCCAAGAAUGAUUGCUGGCUAUUGAGAAAGGAUUCACAUCGAUGGGAGCGAACUCGAGACCUACCGAUUCCGUUGUAUCGCCACUCUAUCUGCAGACUCUUGGGCUCUGCAAUUGCUCUCCUGAUUGGAGGCAAGCAAGAUGCGGCCACCAUAUCCAGUGAGAUCAUGGUGUUCCAUCCGGACAAGGGAUGGGUGUUGUGCGUGAUUCGCGGUUCUGUCACCCCACAGCCAGUUUUCGGUGGUAUGCUCACAUGCUGUGCACGUGAGCAAGAUGGCAGUCCUGUCUUUCAUGGGUUCCUCAUGGGGGGUAUCUCCGACGGUAUCAUACAGAGCCAAAUGCUGGCCUGGACUCUAGUUCUGAGCGAUGAUGAGGCCCCUUGCAUUACUUUUGCGCCUGCAGAAGUGGAUGAAGUUUCUACCGCACUCCUGGCUCGAUUUGGUUCUAGCUGCAUCCAGAAUGAGGACUCUUUGGUUGUCCUGGGCGGCGUCGGCCGUGACGGAGUGAUCCCACGAAACCGUGAAGUUCUACUCUGCUCUGUGACAGGUCCCCGAAUACGGGUUGUUGGAGCGGGUCCUAUCCCGGACGGCGAACAGGAUGGAGAGAUGCCGCGGCCACUGCUCGUGGGGUCCUCGAUUGUGUCACCGCAAGACGGACAGGUAGUCAUAAUCGGCGGUGGGGCCACGUGCUUUUCCAUGGGUUCAUUCUGGACCAGAGGCUCGUACACAUUAUCAAUCGAUAGCUUAAGCAGGGGCAAACAAUCUCGACUGUCACCGCACCGGACGGGUUGGGAGUUUUCGGGGGCUGGCGAGAUAGAACCGCAGUCCUCAAGCGCCUCAGCGAGUGGCGUGGACAGCCAGCCCACUGACAUCAAGCCCGUUCCCCGCGUCCAUGUCUCCUCGAAGGAAUCAUUUGAGGCAAUUGUCAGACAGGGCUUGCCCGUCGUGAUAGAAGACUUGGACAUAGGCCCCUGCCGCAGCAAGUGGACACUGGACUACCUCACCAGACAGGUGGGAGAUCGCAAGGUUGUUGUGCACGAGUGCGGUGUGCGGAACAUGGAUUUCAAUGCCAAAAAUUUCCGAUACACCACGAUGAGAUUUGGUGACUUUGCUAAAGAGAUCCAAAGCGGCGCACGUCUCUAUCUGAGAGCCCUCUCGGCCAACGCCCCCGCUGACCAGCCUGCCAACCUUGCCAACGACUUUCCUGAAUUGACUGCUGACUUCUCGCUCCCCGAGGCGCUUGAUAUGUGUCGGGAGAAUAUGCACAGCUCAGUCCUGCGGGUUUCCGGCCAGGUGGACAUGUGGCUGCAUUACGAUGUCCAGGCAAACAUCUACUGCCAGGUGAGCGGGUCGAAGAGAAUGCUCCUCUUCCCGCCGUCAGACGUGGUAAAGAUGUCCUUUGCGCCGGGAGCCUCGAGCUCGAGCAUUGAUGUGUUCAGCUGCCUCGACUCCCCAGCACUACGGAACACUCGUCCGUGGGAGGCAUACCUGAGAGCAGGCGACGUCUUGUUCCUGCCGCCCCUGUGGUUGCAUACCGCCACGCCCACUGGCAAGUCCAGCAUUGCGCUGAAUGUGUUCUUCCGCGACUUGAAGUCUGGGUAUUCAACCGGACGUGAUGUGUAUGGGAACAGGGACCUCGCGGCUUAUGAGAAGGGUCGGCUGGAGAUUAGUCGCAUUUCCAAGGCAUUUGACAGGGUUCCCAUGGAGGCCAGGCAGUUCUACAUGCUCAGGCUUGCCGGGGAGCUCGCUCAAGCCGCUGAGGCUGGCCAAUAA
Diaporthe batatas is the source of this 3111-nucleotide messenger RNA. Its product is annotated as tRNA methyltransferase PPM2. Bases 1 to 3111 code for a protein of 1036 amino acids. Gene Ontology annotation, biological process: wybutosine biosynthetic process; tRNA methylation. The transcript has 9 exons. NCBI's taxonomy places the organism in Eukaryota, Fungi, Ascomycota, Sordariomycetes, Diaporthales, Diaporthaceae. The record is from RefSeq and is a predicted model, not a curated record. Gene Ontology annotation, molecular function: protein binding; tRNA methyltransferase activity.